GGAUCAAUAGCUUCAAACCGACCUACUUUCCAGCUUUAAAAUAGUGUCAGUCAGACUGCACAGUAGGGUGUUGUCUGUCUCCAAGGGAUUAAAAUAUCACACUUACACCACACUCGAAUCUACAAUUUGAUUAAUGGCCUUAUGCCAAAACACACAGGGACGAGGACUCUAGAAAAUAUGUAAUAUUAAUAUGACAGAAGAUGGGGGACUGGAAUCUAUUAGGGAGUAUUUUAGAAGAGGUCCACAUUCAUUCCACCAUCGUUGGGAAGAUAUGGCUCACAAUCCUCUUCAUUUUCCGGAUGCUUGUGCUCGGCGUCGCAGCUGAGGAUGUCUGGGAUGAUGAACAGAGCGAGUUUGUUUGUAACACAGAGCAACCUGGCUGCAAGACUGUCUGUUACGACCAAGCUUUUCCCAUCUCUCUCAUCCGCUACUGGGUCCUGCAAAUUAUCUUUGUAUCCUCACCCUCUCUGGUCUACAUGGGUCACGCCUUGUAUCAUUUGAGGACCCUUGAGAAGGAGAGACACAGGAAGAAAGCGUGUCUGAAAGCUGAGCUGGAAGGUACAGAUCCCGUCCUGGAUGACCAUAAAAGAAUUGAGAAAGAGCUCAGGAAAUUAGAUGAACAGAAGAAAGUAAGGAAAGCUCCUCUCAGGGGCUCUUUGCUGCGUACAUAUGUUUUCCAUAUUUUGACCAGAUCUGUAGUGGAGGUGGGUUUCAUUAUAGGACAGUUUGCUCUGUAUGGGAUUGGACUGUCUGCACUCUACAAAUGUGAAAGGAUGCCUUGCCCUAACAGCGUUGAUUGUUUUGUGUCACGACCGACAGAGAAGAACAUUUUCAUGGUUUUCAUGCUGGUUAUUGCCGGAGUUUCUUUAUUCCUCAAUCUCCUAGAGAUUUCCCAUUUGGGGGUGAAGAGGAUUAAACAAAUCUUGUAUGGAUAUAAAUAUGGGGAUGAUGAGAGUAUGUGCAGGUCAAAGAAGAACUCCAUGGUGCAGCAGAUCUGUGUGCUCUCAAAUUCCUCACCACAGAGAUUAAUCCAGCUCACGCAGAUGACCUGCUCUGCUGUGCCUGAAACUCACGGAGAGAGUCAGCCUUUGAAUUUGGCCUUAGUGGCCCCUCAGAGUAUCGAAGGUCACAGCAUCUCCUGCCGCCCCAGCCAAGCUGAAAUCCAAGGUCUGCACCAGCUGGGUGUCAUGGAACGACGUUACACUCUGGAAAAUCGCAAACCGUCAUGCAGCAGCGAUGACUCAAAUGGACCCCAUGGUUCUGGUAAACCACACUAUGUGGGGCCUCGACCUACACUGACGGCCGGCCACAUGGAAAUCCCAGCAGCCCUUAGAAACCCACAGAGGAAGCAGAGCAGAGUGAGUGUAUGUAAGGAGCUCAGCGAUAUGAGUGAUUCUCCGGAGAGUGAACACUAUCCCACAGCCAGAAAAUGCAGUUUUAUGUCCAGAGGACUGUCGGAGGGCAAGCUGGCCAGUCCGUCUGACAGUGGAGACUGUCAGAGUGGAACGGACAAUGCAUCCCAGCAUCUUAGCGAGGGGGAGAGUCCAGUGGUGUCUCCACCACCUCCAGCUGGAGGGAGGAGGAUGUCCAUGAGCAUGAUUCUGGAGCUGUCUUCAAUCAUGAAAAAGUAAACUAUAAAGUACAGUUCUGGGACCAAACGAGUGCCAAUGGGAGUUCUAAAUUAGCCAAAGGAGCCUGAUUUCAAACAGAGUCUCAUCCUGUUUCUCUGCAGCAACAUUAUAUGUCCACAGUGUGCUUAUACAGUAUGUUUUCUGCAUGAAUAAUUUAGUUAUUUUCCACAUCCAAGAGACACUUAAUUUGCUUUAUGUAAUGUGUAAUUGCUAUUCCUAUCAACUGUUUGAUUAUAAGUUUACACCAGAUAAAAGAAGUAUUGAAAACGUCAAUACUGACGUUUCUAAAUAAAUCUAUUUCAAAAGGUUUGUUGACAUCACCAGAUGUCGGUAACUACCCAUCCAAUCCACUCAUGCGAGAAAUCAAAUCAUAGAUGUCCAGAAAUUAAGCUAUGUGUGAAAAUGAAAAAAUGGCAUUGGGAGAAAGUACUGAAUGCAUGAAGAAAGCAAAAAGGCAUGGAGAGUCAUGGCACCAGCUGAAAGCAAUCCUGCCACUUCAGUUCCAACUAAUGGCCUAAAAAAAGGUGUCUCAUUACCAAGAUGUCACACAAGAAGCAUCUCAUGAUGGGUAACUGAUGAUACUGAUGACACUGGUUACAGAAGAAAUUACUAAAGAAACUACUAAAUUACUGAAGGUUCCAGUGAGCACUGUUGGGGGCAUAGUUUGAAAGAGGAAAGAACAAAUGUCACCACAAACCGGCCGCUACCAAGUGCUUCCCUCAAGAUUUGAGACAGAAGGUGAAUGUAGCUCAGGCAGUAAACCAAGUCAUCUGAACUCAAUUAAAUUCAGUUUUAUUUAUACAGUGCCAAAUCACAACAGUUGCCUCAAGGCGCUUUAUAUUGUAAGGUAGGUCCUACAAUUGUACAUACAGGGAAAAACCCAUCAAUCACGUGACCCCCUAUGAGCAAGCACUUUGGCGACAGUGGGAAGGAAAAACUCCUUUUUAACAGGAAGAAACCUCCGGCAGAACCAGGCUCAGGGAGGGGCGGCCAUCUGCUGUGUAAUCUGCUAAACAGAUGAUUAGUGGUUUGAUCCCUCCAGUUUGCAUGCCAAAUAUCCUUGGGAAAAAUGCAAGAUACUAACCCCAAGUUGUUCUCUGAUGCAUCGGAGCAUGAAUGCGUGUGCAUGUUAGACAAAAAGAGCAAAGAAAAAAGUGCUGGUGUGAAUGCGUGAAUUAAGCAAGUUGUGUAAAGCCCUUUGAGUUCUCAGAUAGUGUAGAAAAAGUGCCAAUCCAUUUACUAGAAGAAUGAAAAGAAUGAUCAAAAAAGUUGUCCAAGGACUACUUGAAACAGCAGGUAUCAUUAUUUCAAACGGUCUGGUUUAGGAUUUGAAGACUGUGUGGACAAAUGGACCAGAAUCACACCUGAGCAAUACAUGCAACUAGUUGCUCCAUACAGGAGGCAUUUUGAAGCUGUCAUCACCACCAACAGCUUUUGUAAGAGGUAUUAAAUUCAUUUCAGCCGCGUGUUCAAUACAUUUUCACAGCAUCAUUUCUCAUUAUUACCACUAAUUUAUCAACACGUGGUCUGAGUUCUUUGUAUGUGUGGAAUUGAUGGGUUGUUACUGCCAUCUAGUAGGAAUUUCAUAUCAAUAGUACCUUUAGAGAUACAAUUACUUAGAAAAUUAAUGACAUAUUCAGUACUUAUUUUAUCUGCUCUGUCUAUAAAUUGUGAGCUACUUUGUGGGUAGUUUUGGAGAAUUUGGAGAAGUCAGGCAUGAAUUCAAAUGCUAUUUGUGUCAAAGCACGUAUUUAUCAAAUCAGUUUAAAAGUCUUCGAAGAUAUUUGUCAGAAUAAACAGGAAAUAGGGAAAUCUGAAACUGCAAAAAAGAGAAAGAAUUCUUGGAAUUGGUGUUUAUGGCUUAUUAUUAGUAUUAUAUAAUUGUGUACAAAGCAAAAGUGAAGCUAAAAAAUAUUGCCUGUCACUGUUGAAGAUAUAGUAUCACGUGGUACCACUACCAUCUGCGAGAGAAAAAUACAUUCUUUGAACUUUGUGUUGUUUAGGUUCCCAUAUCUCCUUGUGAAUGCAUAC
Maylandia zebra (zebra mbuna) is the source of this 3662-nucleotide messenger RNA. It is a transcript of the gene gja10b, whose product is annotated as gap junction protein alpha 10 b. Gene Ontology annotation, biological process: cell-cell signaling. NCBI's taxonomy places the organism in Eukaryota, Metazoa, Chordata, Actinopteri, Cichliformes, Cichlidae. Gene Ontology annotation, cellular component: connexin complex. The record is from RefSeq and is a predicted model, not a curated record. Gene Ontology annotation, molecular function: gap junction channel activity.